ACAAUCCUUUAGCUAGACAGAAAAGUUCUCCAAGUCCCCACCUGACCCAGAAGCCCAGCCGGCUUCACCUCUCAAUAUCUCACUGGCCAGAGAAAGUCGUGUGGCCAGGCCUGCCCCUGCCUGUAGGAAGCUGAUGGAUAUCACUGGACCCAAUGCAGACUCUUCCUUGAAGGGCAGGGGGAGUGAAUGAAAGCAGCCGUACUGUCUGCUGCAGUGAGCCCGGAUUAGAGAGGUGGAGGAAGUUGGAACAUAGUGUACUGAAUGUGAAAAUUUUAGGUUGAGUCGAUAUCACCUCUUAGAACUUGUGCCUGUUGAAGCCUUCUUAUUUUACAAUAAUACUCUUUUUGAUUGAAGCUAUCCUGGAAACCACUGUGGGUAUUUCUGCUAAUAGUCGUCCUCUGGUCAGAGGUUUUCAUAUUUGGGGGCAGGGGUGACUAUAAGCUCCCUGAUGUCGCCUGUGCAUACACGUAGGGUCACCCUAAGGGCCUUAGCCUGCCAGAUGGAUGCUGGUGACAACAGCCGAGCCCCAUCUUCCUCAUGUCCAAAUGAGUCCUCCUUUUGUCAGGUGUUAGUUCAGGAACUAAACUUAAUAAUAAAUGUGGCUGCUUUGGUGUAAUCAUAAAAUGAGGAAUAUGCCAAAAUCAAAUUCCUUUGGAGACAUACCAAAAAUUAAGGCUGGAAGUUGAGUCUGGGCCAGAUUGUAGAGCCUUUGAUGACUGGUUCCAGCACCUUUGGCUUCAGUUUCUUCUGUGGAGUUAGGAGUCAGAGAGCUGGGUGCCCAGGAACAAUCAGCCUGGGCCUAGAGACUGGACAGCAGUGGGGAAGGGACACCAGACAGCGACCUCCCGAUACGCCUGUUACAGAUGGUGGCCUCAGGUCCACAUUUGCAUGGGCUCACCCCUCUUCCUUUUUUCUGCUCCAAAGUCUGUACCUCCAUUGGGAGCACGCACAGUUAUCACCCUCUCUGAGAAGCCCUUUCUGACUCACGUUACAGGUGCUUGCUUUCUGCCACCAUGGACUACUCGAUGACUCCUCCUCCUCUUCCUCAACACCCAGGGCAACUUUUCCCUACCGUCUUUCUGUGUCUGGAGACAUCACCUCUCUCGGCCCCUAGGUGGGCGGGGUCCUGACCAGCCCUGGGCAGCGGCCUCUCUGGGGAGAGCCCAGUGCCCUCCCUGCUGCGUCCUUCAUCUUCCUCCUGGUCAUCUCCAAGCCGAGCCUCCUUUCUCUGGAACCACGUGUGGGAGAUGCAGUUCCAGGACAGAGGAGUGAAUACCCACUCGCCUUAACUCAUUUUUUUUUUCUCUUGUUGUCCUGUAGCCAGCUGCUGAAUUCCUCACCGCGCAUCUUCACCCUUCUCUCGUUUUCUGUUCAGCCAGCUCUCUUGACCCUGGUCCUUCUUGCUCGAAAUCAUCUUUUUUUUUUUUUUUUUUUUUUUAAAACAAUACACUGUGUCAGAGGAAUCCUUGAGUUUUACAACUGGAAGUGACUUUAGAGGUUAGCUGAUUCAGCUUCUCUCCCUUCCCAGGUGAGGAACGGGACAGCCACAGCUAUGUGGAGACUUGUCCACUCUGCAGCUGCCAGCUGUUUAGGGAUGGAUGCCCCCUCUUGGGUACUGAGUGGCCACAUCCAUGUUUGUCUGGGAUGGUCUUGCUUUGUGUCCCUGUUCCCAGGUGAAUUUCUGACAAUGUUCCCUUUUUCUCUCAGCAGAGAUCUGGACGGCUGGUGAACUGCAUGAGUGUCCUGCGUGGACUGCCGUCGUCCUGUGGCUUUAGACCUUCUGGUGUCUUCUGUGCCGUCCUUGUGUUAAAACCCCCCCUUUUUUUUCCCGUCAAGUUUGUUGUCAAAUUGUAUCUCAUGUAAGAUGAUGGCCAAGACCGGCUAGUGUUAUUAAAAACAAAAACCAUUCCAAGUGAAAACAGCUAAGUCUUCAUUAGUAUCUCUUGGUAUUGGCUGAGUUAUCGAUGCAUUCUUUUGUCUGUGAAGAUAAUUUUAACCCUCUCUAUGGAUUAUGUAAUUCUAGGUUUUUCUCUAAACUGAGGAUUAGGAUGUAUAUGCUUGUGAGAAAAACUGGUUUGAGAGUUCCUCAUGGGUGUUGAGUGUUACAGUCACUCAGGACAUUGUUACUAGUGGACUGCCUGUGCCCUGCCUUGAAUUUAGCGAUGCUUUAAAAGAAAAAUUGCUGUGAUACUUUAGGAAGAUUAUAGCAGUCCUUUCUUUGAUUCAAGGGGAAUGGCAUACUGUUGAUCAAAGUUCAUUCCCACAGGUUGCAGGCCUAAGGGCACUCCAUUUUCAGUCUGUAGAAGUGGAGGGAGUCUGGAGGAUCCCACAGUGGGUGCCCGGGACCUAGACGAGAACUGUGUGUGGGUGGCCUGUGUGCUGCUGCCUCCACAGUGCACCCAAGUCAGAGUGCACCUGGGGGGCCUGCUGCAGACCUGGUGGCCAAGGUGCCCCUUCCACAUGGGAGAGGCAGGACCCCCUGCUCUGAGUCUGAGACUUACAUUUCUUUCCCUCCAGUUGCUGGUAGGCCCAGUCUACGCAGCCAGGGUCUUCGGAGGAAGGGUGUUGGCGGUGUGUUGGGUCAGCACCCCUUCCUGCUGCUCUGAGGUCUGUGUGGUUUCUGUCUGCCCUGCAUGAGCCCCCUUGGCCAGGCCUGCUGUCGAGGCUCGUGUUCCUGACACUCCCCUUCACGGGCAGUGCUGUUUGAUUUUGCGAUUAUGCAUUGUCCAUACUCUAUUAAAAAUGGCCUUAAGCUGGUCAUGAUUACCACUAGAAGUUAUAGUGUGAAAUGGUGCUAGGCUGUUCAUUGUUGUGUAGACAGUGUGGGGAGUGACAGUUCUGCAUCCGUGGCCUGAGAAUUCAGGGGAGGGAGAGGCAGGACAGUCAGGGUGCUAGCACAGCUCCCCGGAAUCCUGAGCGAGCCCCCAGAGCAGGCCGGGGAGGCUGCCCUCUUUUGUGUUGGUGUCUGUAAUCCUGCUGUGAGUCUUGGGGUAGUGAGGACAGUUUGGGCUCCCAUGACUGAAGGGUGAAGUCGGUCAUUCAGUGUGUGCUAGGGCAAGAGUUUGUGGUAGAAGCAACUGCUUCAAGGCUGUGGCUUCUGGAUGGAGUCAGGUGAUCUCCCAGGGAUGUGAGCUGGAGUCUUGUUGAUGGAGAUCUGUGGAAGGAUGGCGCCUGUUUGACAUUGAAAGCUGUAGAGCUGUAGAAGUCAUCCCGUGUGCUGUGUUUGCAGUGCAUGGGUGUGCAGACAUGUGGCCCAUUCUUGCACAGUGGAACUGGGAGGUGUGUGGGUUCAGGAAAGAGCACUGGAUUAGGAAUGAGGAGUCUCCUGGGACCGUGGAUGAGCUACUGCACCACUGUGGCCUUGGCUCAUCCGUGCCUGAUCCCUGUCUGCAGAGGGAGCUGCCAUGGUGUUGGAGCCAUCUUUUUGUCUGAGAAAUGUCAGUAGCUGGAAGAAAAGCCUUAGCAGCUCCCCAUACCUUCUGUUGCUUCCUCCCUUGCCUGGAACACCCCCGCCUCACCUGGCCACAUCCUGUGUCCCUUUCCAGACUUGACUGCUCCUCACCUUGCACUGCCUCUGCCCUGCGGCCCCAUUCCCUCUCUGCAUUCCCACUGAGCUGGAAGACCGCAGCCUCCUACGUCUGCUUUCUAGCCUGAAAGUCCAACUUUUUCAAAAAACUUAUUUUGUGUUUUUGAAUAUGCUGACAUAUUUUAACCUGGGUGAUAUUAAUCAUGAAGUUAUGCCUCUAAAUCUUUCAAAAUGACCUUUCCAAAAAUAACUCCAUGUUCCCACAUAGCCAAAAUUGUAAUGUCUGUCAUACAUGACAAGGUUAGUAAUGAUGUCUCAACACCAUCUGAUAUGUAGUCUGUGUUUACAUUUCCCCAGGUGCUCCCAAGUACACUUUGUCGAUGGUUUAUCCGAAACGGUCCAGUGCAGGGCCCCUCGUGGCAUGUGGAGUCUCUUAAUCCAGAACAGUCUUGUUUUCCGUGGCCCAGAAUUGUGCACAAACUUAAUGUCUGGCUUUUAUAGCUGCCCAGAACUGCUUGUUCAGUGAAGGCACAGAAAAGACAACGGGGAUGAGACAUUGAAGACAUUUUUUUCUUCUUUGGUUCAGGGAGGAUUUCUCUCAGUCUUAAAUAUUAAUGAUGUUCGGCGUUCAAUUAAAAAACUAUGCCCUUGGUCCUCCUCCAUGCCGUGGUCUUCUGGACGCACAACUGGAUCCCCAGGCUUGUCGGCUCCUUCCGGUGUCUCCCCAGUGUCUGUCGAAAUCCCCCUCAUCCCGCUUGUCCCUGUGGCUGAGGUUCUCCGACCUACGAUUGCAGAAAUCUUCCUCAGAUAGUUUCUCUGUGUCUCACUAUUUUCUUCUAUGGUCUGUAUAGUUUAGUACCUUGUAGCCGUUCUAUUUUAUGCCCAAAUUGCUUUAUAUAUGGCCUGUGUAUUUCAUAGAAGGCAAGAUAAUUUUCCUAAACAGUGCCAGCUACAAUUCAGCUUCCUAAGAAGCGAUUUCUGCAAAGCAUUGCAAGAGAAAUGAGGUCCAACAAGCGUACUCUGCGAGAAUAGAGUUGAGGAAGUCGUUGUACUUGGGGGCUUCAUUUUUAUCUCUAAAUGAGAGGAUUGACCUGUAAGUCAUGUAGAUGAUUCUUCUCUCUGUUUGGUGGGCUUUUUCUUGUGGUUAUUUUGAAUUUUUUAAAAGUGGGAGUUUUCCUUGGCAGAAUGGAGUUAUCUAUAGGUCUGUUUUGAUAAGCGAGAUUUGGUGUGCCCUUUUCUUUUUGAAGGCGUGGGGCAUUCCAGUUGCUGCUUCCUGUCCUCAAGCGUGUUCCCCUUUCCCUGGUGAAGAUGAGCAGUCUGAGGCCCGAGGGGCCCAGUGCAGGGCUGUAGCAAGCAGGUGGUCAGGGAGGCUCUGCUCCAUAGACCCAGCCCUCUUCCUUCUUCCGGCGCUGCUGCCUCCUUCCCACAACGUGCUGCCUUGUGUUGUGCCAUUUAGUGUUAGACCGUGGGAACUCCCCUGCCCACUCCCCUUUUAAGAAGGUAUUUUUCUAUCCUUGUUUGAGUACUCUGGGCUUCUUUUAUCCCUGAUUUGGUAUUGUAUUUCAUUAUGUAAUUUCUAUUGAGAGUAAAAUGUCAAAAAUAAACUAAGUAAUUUUAAUGUUAAUUUUCUGGUGGAAAACUGGUAGGAUGAUUUCAUUUUGGGAAUAUGGGGUCAUUCUACUGCACAUUUAAUUCACUUAAAUGUAAAAGUAAGUGUGCGUGUUUGAAAUAGGUUUUUCGAAAUGGAUAGAUCCUAAUGCAUAUUUUGGGGCGAAGUGUGUCUGUGCAGCCACCCUCUUCCCCAGCAUGGUGCCUGUGCCGGCCUCGAGCCUGCUGCUGGGCGGGAUUCCUAAUGACCCUCCUUACCUCACCGCGAACGCCUCUCACCCUGGGCUGUGUGUUGGAGUCACUUGAAGAGGGUUGGCAUUUUGAUUUUGAGUCUCUCCAGAACACUGCUGGAGUAUCCUGCCCUCUCACAGCCCCCCAGGAGGCCUUAGCAUGCAGCUCCUGCUGAGAAUUGCAGCUCCUGAGGCUGAGGCUUCCAAAAGGAGGCCUGGUGACAAUGGAAUAUGGUUUGUACUUCCUUCCAUCCUGCUGCUCCUUGCCUUGCCAAGAGCGGAAAUACUGCUAAAGCACCCAGCAAGUCGUGGUGGGGAAAUGAAUGAAUCCUGUCUAAGACACUUGCCUUAAUAACCCUAGGGGAACAGUUUAGUAUGUUAAAUGUCAUGGUAAUUCUUACAUACACACUGAUUUACUUUUUGCAGAGAUAUUUCUACAAAAGUUCUGAGACUUCCCUCUGAUUCCCAUAGUACAAAAUUUCUCUGUACUCAGAUUUUUCUGUUUCUGUUUUUUGUUGAAUAGAUUUCUAUUUUAGGAAAUAGUCUGUUACCUUUCUCCAGAGAAGCACUUCAAUCGAAACAUUCUAUUGGCUGAGAAUGUGCAUUUUCCCCCUCUCAGGGGUAAGGAUUUGCCUCAUCUCAUUGUCUAGCUUCCUGUUGAGAAGUGUGGUGUGUGUAUUCACUUAAGCGCUGAUGUCAUAUUGAAGCCCAUUGGUGGGCAAUUUCAGCCAAUCAGAUGCUUCCUGGUAUCCAAGUAAGAAAGGUAUAUAGUUCUGGAAUAACAGGAAACUUCACGUUUUUCACAUCCUGUUGUUCUGGGUUUUGUGACUUGCUGCCUUGCCACUAUGAAGACGUUUGAUGCAAAUGAUUUGUAUCAGGGGCAGAAUUUUAACAAGGUCCUCAGUUCCUUAGUGACUCUAAAUAAAGUAACAGCAGACAUCGGGCUGGGGAGUGACUCCGUGUGUGCCCGGCCCUCGUCUCACCGCAUAAAGUCUUUUGACUCCCUUGGAUCACAGUCUUUGCACACUCGGACUUCAAAACUGUUCCAGGGCCAGUAUCGGAGUUUGGACAUGACCGAUAAUAGCAACAAUCAACUGGUAGUAAGAGCAAAGUUCAACUUCCAGCAGACCAAUGAGGACGAGCUUUCCUUCUCAAAAGGAGACGUCAUCCACGUCACCCGCGUGGAAGAGGGAGGCUGGUGGGAGGGCACACUCAACGGCCGGACCGGCUGGUUCCCCAGCAACUACGUGCGCGAGGUCAAGGCCAGCGAGAAGCCUGUGUCUCCCAAAUCAGGAACGCUGAAGAGCCCUCCCAAAGGAUUUGAUACGACCGCCAUAAACAAAAGCUAUUACAAUGUGGUGCUACAGAAUAUUUUAGAAACAGAAAAUGAAUAUUCUAAAGAACUUCAGACUGUGCUUUCAACCUACCUACGGCCAUUGCAGACCAGUGAGAAGUUAAGUUCAGCAAACAUUUCAUAUUUAAUGGGAAAUCUAGAAGAAAUAUGUUCUUUCCAGCAAAUGCUCGUACAGUCUUUAGAAGAAUGCACCAAGUUGCCCGAAGCUCAGCAGAGAGUCGGAGGCUGCUUUUUAAACCUGAUGCCACAGAUGAAAACCCUGUACCUCACGUAUUGUGCCAAUCACCCUUCUGCAGUGAAUGUCCUCACGGAACACAGUGAGGAGUUGGGGGAGUUCAUGGAGACCAAAGGUGCCAGCAGCCCUGGGAUUCUCGUGCUGACCACGGGCCUGAGCAAACCCUUCAUGCGCCUGGAUAAAUACCCUACGCUGCUCAAAGAGCUCGAGAGACACAUGGAGGAUUAUCAUACAGAUAGACAAGAUAUUCAAAAAUCUAUGGCUGCCUUCAAAAACCUUUCAGCCCAAUGUCAGGAAGUCCGGAAAAGGAAAGAACUUGAGCUGCAGAUCCUGACGGAAUCCAUCCGGAACUGGGAGGGCGAUGACAUUAAAACUCUGGGCAGCGUCACUUACAUGUCCCAGGUCCUGAUCCAGUGUGCUGGAAGCGAGGAAAAGAAUGAAAGAUAUCUUCUACUCUUCCCAAAUGUUUUGCUAAUGUUGUCUGCCAGUCCUAGGAUGAGUGGCUUUAUCUAUCAGGGAAAGCUUCCAACGACAGGAAUGACAAUCACAAAGCUUGAGGACAGUGAAAACCAUAGAAAUGCAUUUGAAAUAUCAGGUGAUAGGCACAAGCUGUGUGAGUGCCGUGUCUCGGGGAGGAGAGGCAGCUUGUCCCCGCGUGCAGAUUCUUGCUUGCAUAUUUCAGAAGGGAGCAUGAUCGAGCGGAUAUUAGUGUCAUGCAACAACCAGCAGGAUCUGCAGGAAUGGGUGGACCACCUACAGAAGCAAACGAAGGUCACAUCUGUGGGAAACCCCACCAUAAAGCCUCAUUCGGUGCCGUCUCAUACCCUGCCCUCCCACCCGGUCACUCCGUCCAGCAAGCACGCAGACAGCAAGCCCGCGCCGCUGACGCCCGCCUACCACACGCUCCCCCACCCCUCCCACCACGGCACCCCGCACACCACCAUCAACUGGGGACCCCUGGAGCCUCCGAAAACACCCAAGCCCUGGAGCCUGAGCUGCCUGCGGCCCGCGCCUCCCCUCCGGCCCUCAGCUGCCCUCUGCUACAAGGAGGAUCUUAGUAAGAGUCCCAAGACCAUGAAAAAGCUGCUGCCCAAGCGCAAACCUGAACGGAAGCCUUCCGAUGAGGAGUUCGCGUCCCGGAAAAGCACAGCUGCUUUGGAAGAAGAUGCUCAGAUUCUGAAAGUCAUCGAAGCUUACUGCACCAGCGCCAAAACAAGGCAAACACUCAAUUCAACAUGGCAAGGCACUGACCUGAUGCAUAAUCACGUCUUGGCUGAUGAUGACCAACCAAGCCUAGACUCCUUGGGUCGUCGCAGUAGCCUUUCUCGUUUGGAGCCUUCAGACCUCUCGGAAGACUCUGACUAUGACAGUAUAUGGACAGCCCAUAGUUACAGAAUGGGUUCUACAUCUCGUUCACGCAAAGAAUCUGCUCCACAAGUUUUGCUUCCAGAAGAAGAGAAAAUUAUAGUGGAAGAAACUAAAAGUAAUGGUCAGACAGUGAUAGAAGAAAAGUAAGAUGUCUUCCAGUAUUCUAAAGCAGGCAUUUGAGCUCUGCAGUGGGGUAGCAGAGUUCAGACAGCUCCCUGAGGGCGGGGGUGUGGCUUCGGAAGCUUCAC
Molecule: messenger RNA, 8569 nt
Organism: Cercocebus atys (sooty mangabey)
Lineage: Eukaryota; Metazoa; Chordata; Mammalia; Primates; Cercopithecidae
Gene: ARHGEF7
Product: Rho guanine nucleotide exchange factor (GEF) 7
Exons: 19
Coding region: 6210-8468 (752 amino acids)
Biological process (GO): intracellular signal transduction
Molecular function (GO): guanyl-nucleotide exchange factor activity; protein binding
Source: RefSeq, a predicted model, not a curated record